AUGCAAGCAGCGAUCCUGGAGACCUCGAGUCUGUAUACGACCCAGAAUAAUCCAAAUAGUUCACCCGGAGGCCAUGGUUAUUAUACGGCAGCUGCCGGCCUUCCGGGAUUAGGCGAGUGGCAUAGUCUGGACGAGUAUGCCAUCUGUACGCCGCCAACCGUCAGCAUUCCUCUCUCAGCUCCUAGCCCCCUGAAUUGGGAUUUUUGGAGCCAGGACGGUAUGCUGGGCAGCCUUAAUACCGACACAUUACCCGCUGUUGUACCUGAUUUUCAAAUUGAUGCUGAAUUUGUUCCGUCACUUCACUCCCCGUCAGCCGCGAAUAUCACCCAACCCUAUCCAUACACCCAGUGCAGUCAGGAUGACAACUCGUCCGCUGAGAAUCCAGCCUGCGUGACCUUACAAAACCCGCCUAGUGGUGGCAGUUCUACCUUCACCGUGCCACUGGCAUCUCGCAAACGAGAGGCCGAGUCGGGAAAUGCCCUACUUAAGCGCGAGCGCAAUACUAUUGCAGCACGGAAAUAUCGACAGAAGAAGAUUGAACGAAUCGAACAAUUAGAGAAGGCACUUGAAAAGAUGACCAAGGAGAGGGACGAAUUGAAGUUGCGAUUGGCAUCGAAGGAGGCGGAAGCAGAUCUAUUAAAGAGCAUAGUGGGCCGGGGCGCCUGA
This is a messenger RNA of Aspergillus affinis, 666 nucleotides long. Its product is annotated as bZIP transcription factor. Lineage: Eukaryota; Fungi; Ascomycota; Eurotiomycetes; Eurotiales; Aspergillaceae. Gene Ontology annotation, cellular component: nucleus. Gene Ontology annotation, biological process: regulation of transcription by RNA polymerase II. The coding region runs from base 1 to 666 and encodes 221 amino acids. The transcript has 3 exons. Gene Ontology annotation, molecular function: RNA polymerase II transcription regulatory region sequence-specific DNA binding; DNA-binding transcription activator activity, RNA polymerase II-specific. The record is from RefSeq and is a predicted model, not a curated record.